Stylophora pistillata is the source of this 1851-nucleotide messenger RNA. RefSeq lists its product as uncharacterized. NCBI's taxonomy places the organism in Eukaryota, Metazoa, Cnidaria, Anthozoa, Scleractinia, Pocilloporidae. The record is from RefSeq and is a predicted model, not a curated record.
UCAAGGCAUCUGCAAUAAAACUUAGAGAACAAUCAUGUAAACCAAGACCAGUGGUGGUUGGUGACCAGACAGGAGGAAACAGACCAUAUAAUAUAUUAUUGCACCGCUGCUCAGGAACUUGUGAUGACACUGAACCAGAACGUAAACCCUGUACAGCAUUAAUCACAGAAGAAAUUGACCUCAUAGUGAAAGAUCCCUCAAAUGGAGCAGAAAAGACCAUCCAGGUCCAUAAUCACACCAGUUGUGGUUGUGACUGUGGUGACCUUGACUGUGAUUUCCACAAAGGCGAGCUUCUAGAUGCAGAUAAAUGUAUGUGCACACCUAAUGCACAGCCAUCUGGGAAUAAACCUGAAACAGAUAAUAUUGUGCCAUACAAGAUUGGAUUGGGUGUGAUGGGUUUAGUGGCACUUUGUGGUUUUGUUUUUGGAAUGAUGGUUUGCAUUAAGAGAAAAAAACAUCCCGAAGAAAUUUAAGCAACCCUGCUGUAAGCAGAAGGAAUAUCCAGUGGGAGAACAAACAUCAGGAGAUGAACCAGUAUGAAGACAGAUUUUAAUUAUAUAAUACACAAUAUAUCACUGUAGAGGAGUUAAUGUUAUGAUUACUGGCAAACUUCAUCGUUAGCAGUUUUAGGGAUAUUUAAGUGUCUGUAAAGGUUAAUCACCCAUGGCCAGAUAUCAGCAUUAUUGUUUAGUUUAUGUACAUAUAUUGUUUAUAGAUGGUUUUAACUGCAGCCUAAGGCUGAAUAGGUCAGUGAAUCAAGACAGAUGCAUUCUUAGAGGUACUGUAGUUGAGAAUGAUAACUGGAAGAAUAGCUGUGUUAGGUCCACCUAAUUGAUUAAAACUGACAAGUCUGACACCAUACCUCAAGUCUUGGGUAUGAAGAAUGAAAACUUUGAUCUCGUCUGACAACCAAUUUUUCAUAGUCAAGAGGAGUAAUAGCAACUUCGACUGAGACAUUUGGGAAAAGUGCAUUCUUGAAGUUACACUUUCUGAUAUAGAAAGAAAGAAUUCCAUAACUUUGGUUGCAGUAAGUGUAGUACAUAAUUACAAGUUAAACAACAUUUGUUUUUAUCGUUAGAAAGAUCUGUCCUCUCUAACAGGGAGACAUCAUAGGGCCUAUGGUUCAUGGUACAACAGGAUUGAUAAUGUAUCGUCAAAUCAAUAUUUAAAAAAUCCUUAAUGGACUUAAGGUUGUUCAAAAGAACAUUUUAAAAUGGAGAAAUAAUUUUUUCAUUGAAUAGCAUUGAAUUAAAUUGUAUCGUGAAAUUUGUAGGCAUUAAUUGAGAAUGCAGACUGAAUUAUUUGAACAUUUGCCACGAAAAGGUUCUUGUUUAGUCCAUUUUACAGUCGUGUACUUGGUGCCAAGCCUUUCAACAGGAGUGAGGCUUAGGGUGACCUCGUUACGAUACAAAUGUUACUGCCUUUCAAAUGUAAAUUACUUUGUUAUCAUACGAACUAGAUAAUGGUCUCUAUCACAAAAAGGUCUCCUUCGGCAUCACUCAAAAUCAAAGGCUUGGCAAUUAAGUACACAACUGUAGAACGUCUUAUUAAUAAUAAUUUAUGCAUUGCUUCAGUUAAUUCUGAAACAUGUUAGCUAUUAGGUCAAAUACAAUUUGAGCUGUUGUAUUCCAUGUAGUUCAUUUGAGAUUAAUUGCAAAAAAAAAUCAUUUUGUUUUGAAGUCUGGAAAUGUUAGAAUAUGCAAAUUUGCAAUUUGUUGAUUUCUAAAUAUAGAUUUUGUUAUCCUUCUUGGCUCUGUACUGUGCUAAAUCACAGGUUCCAAUUCCUUAAUUAACUUAAUGAUAUUGUACUUUCCAGUACACUUGUGAAAUAAAAAGUGUGAAUUACAUCAA